This is a messenger RNA of Pygocentrus nattereri (red-bellied piranha), 5652 nucleotides long. RefSeq names its product zinc finger, CCHC domain containing 2 (gene zcchc2). The record is from RefSeq and is a predicted model, not a curated record. Lineage: Eukaryota; Metazoa; Chordata; Actinopteri; Characiformes; Serrasalmidae. The transcript has 15 exons. Bases 570 to 3560 code for a protein of 996 amino acids. Gene Ontology annotation, molecular function: zinc ion binding; nucleic acid binding.
AAUAACUUCACAUGUCUGUAAAUUAAAAUAUGAAAUGAAAAAGCGAACAUCCAUCGAAUUUUCCUCCGCACGUCGUCAUGGCAACGACGGGCGGUUGACAGCUUAUAAUUUAAAUCAUCGCGAGACUUUGCAAAGUGUCGCGUGUGAAUUACAGGCUUGACAUUGUGUAUUCUCGAGCAGAGCCGUUAUUUGUAACGGUUUCUGAAUGGUUAACGGUAACGGUAACGGUUAUUCCAGGAUACUGUCGUCUCAUUUUCAUGGAAGCAGGUCGCAAAUGCAGUUUCGUUUCUUCAAAAGUAGAAGUUUAGGACCCAGCAGUUCGCAGGACGAGGGGGGAGGAGUCCAAAAAUGAUUGGCAGGAUUUUCUGGAGGCACGGCGGAGCGAGUAGUCUGGCAAGCUGACCACAACCACAGCGCCUAUCCUGACGAGAGAAAGAUUUUUUUUUUCGCGAAUUCUGUUCCAGUUCGGCCACGAUUUCUUCUCGAAUGUCUAAAAAUCGGCGGGGAGGCGGUAUUUGCAGCCUUAUAUCACCGAUGCUCGCUCAACAGAUCGCCUUACGGAGUGGAUAAUGCUUAAGAUGAGGCUGCCGGUGAGAGCGGCGGAGGAGGGGGGCGACACGGCCGAGGGGGAACGACGGGAAAGCGGAGAGUGUGGCACGAACUGCCCGUUCGGUACCGCUUUUAGUUCCGCCGCUUGUAACGGGUCCGAGGAGCCGAACAGCAGGAGACGGAACCGCCCGCUGCAACUCGAACUCGACAAGGAGGCGGUGUUCGAGUGGUUCGGUCUGCGCCUGAGCCCGGCCAAGCGAGUGGAGUUCAUGUGCGGUCUCCUCCAUAUGUGCCAGCCGCUCGAACUCCGCUUCCUGGGCUCUUGUCUGGAGGACUUGGCCCGAAAAGACUUCCACGUCCUGCGGGACUUCGAGGCACGGGCGAACAGCCCCGCCGACCUGGCGCUGCUGACGGACAUGGCCGACCCCGUCGUGUUUUCCAGGCUGCUGGUCUGCCUGUCCCUGCUGGGCUCCAAGAACAGGGAGUGUGCGGGGAUACUGUAUCGGACGUUGAGCCAUAUGGACGUAUUGCAUUCACGGAGCUGUGGGGUGCCUUACUCGGGGCUCCACCCCAGCCAGCCCAGCUGUGAGGCCGGACUGGAGGAGACAGCGGAGCCGGUGACUCUGGAGCAGCUGGCUUUGCUCUUCACCAUGGCCUCCUUACACCCGGCGUUCACUUUCCACCAGCGGGAGGUUGUCAGAGCUCAACUGGAACGCGUAGAGACGUUAAUGGAGGAGAGGAGGGCGAACCACGGAGGCUCCAGAACUCAAACACUGCAGAACGAGUUUUCUCGGCCAGACUACCUCUGUUCACACACUGAGGGGAGCAGAACGUGGUCACCAUGUCCUGGUCCAGUCCAGCGCCUCAGCAGCAUGCCUCAGAGACAAGUGGUACACAUUGAGAAGAUCCUACUUAAGGAGAUCUCUCUAGGAGGGGACUGCAGACAGUACAGUUUUGAGGUGAAAUGGUCAGACUCGUCGUCUACUGCUGUGACCAAAAGUCACCGUGAAUUACAGGACUUUCUGUUGAAGCUGAAUAAGGAGCAAAGCUCAACUGGCUUGGAGCAGGGCAUUGUGGGUUUACUGAAUCAGACUGAGGGUGAGCACAGGGACCUGGAGAGAAUGCUCAGGGAGAUGUUCUUGUCCGUGCCGAAGGAGUUUCUUCAGAUGUGCCAGGUUUCUGGGUUUUUCCUGCCUGAUGUGUCUUCCCUGCACUGCAGCCACUGCAACAGCGCACCUGGAGCCAGAACGCAACAGCCCGCUCCUCGCUUCUCAGAAGACUGCUCAGAAACCUCUAGCCUGGAGGAGGACGUUGAUGCCUAUGGAGUCUCCUGCUCGAAGAAUCUUACACACAGUGUCAGAAACACAGGACACAGUAAGCAGCAGCCAGAGGCCAGCCAGUGGGAGUGCAGCAGAAGGAGUGUCCACAGUGAGAUGAAUGGAGAGGUGAAAGGGAGGAGGCGAAGCUCCCAGCAGUGUGGGGCAGAGCCUCAGCAGGAGUGUGAGAGCCCAGCCAUUUGUGUGUCCACUCAGAACUGCUCGGAGGAGAGGAAUGCAAUGAAGAACAAAGGGAGGCCGCCAGGCAAAAGGGACAGAGGCAGGAGAGGCACUGCUGUGAAAAGCUCUGUAGCCAAUGGAAUUCAGCGAGCACCUGCAGUACAGAUGAUGACCCAGGCCAUGUUUAAGGCUACAGGCAGGGACACUUAUGGAGAAACAUCAUCAGAAAGCUCCAACUCUGUGCCAUCUAGCCCCGUUCAUCACCAGCGCAGCCUGGAGACCCAAGACAUAGAGAGUCAGUCAGAUAACUCUGCCCAGGGUCUGGCAGACAAAUCUCACAUCCCUAAGGCUGCCGGACGGAAAGCAGUUGCCAUGGUGAACCCACUAGUGGCAGAGCUGGACCGGUCGUGCCCGGAUGUCCCACGCUCUUCGGCUGUGGUGGAGCUGGCCUUGAGCUCCUGCCUCCCCUAUGCCCUGCAGUACAGCCCUGCACACAGAGAUGUAGGCAAACCUGGAGAGAGCAAACUAACAAUCACCAUUCCCCUGACCAAGCAGGAUCGUAGGUACACCCGGCAAGCCUCUGGAGGUGCAGCGGAGACCCCUGCCACCCCCCAGCCACAGCAGCUCCCCAUGGGUGCCAUCAGUGUGCUCUCACCCACCCAGUGCCCUUUGCAGCCAGCCUGCCCAGAAGCAGCCCAACCCCAGUCUCAGGUUCCAUCUACCAUCACUUCUCCUGUAGGGAAAGCCAGGGUCAUUGGCCAGCCCCUGCCCCACCAUGCCUCAUCUAACCAAGUGACUGGUCCUGGACCACUACCACCUGCCUCGCUCACCCACAGCACGGCUCAGAGCGAGACACCUUCGUCUUACAUUAACAGUGUCAGCGUCUGCACUGGUCCCGGCACUCCCAUCCCAGCUCAGACCCACUCACACACGCAGCCGCAGACACAACCCAACGUCCAGCAGCAGCAGACGGGCUGCAAUGCCUGUGGUUGUCGUGGCAGCUGUGGAGGCAGCGGAGCCCACCAGUCAGCCAAUCAGUCACCCAACUUCUUCCUGCAACACCAUGCAGCCCGACAGGUUUUCGGCCCCCCUCCUCCAUUUUUCCACCUUGCUCCAUCGUUGUGCAGCACCGCUGCCUUCCCCAGCCAGGCCCACCAGAGCAACGGGACACCUCCCCUGCCCUUCUACGCCCACGCUUCGCCCACUGCAGCUUUUGCAAGCUCUGCCCUCCUCCACGCCCACUCAGACCACCUACUGGCCGCCCAGCCAGGAUACGCCCUGCAGCAGGUGGGGGCAUUUGGCCGCAUCUAUCCACCCCUCUUCCCCCCGGUGGGUGUGGUGCCUGGAGGGGCGGGGCUGAAGAAGGGUGGGACAGUGUCCUGCUAUAACUGCGGCAUGAGUGGCCACUACGCACAGGACUGCAAGCAGCCGUCCAUGGACGCUGGGCAGCCAGGUGGCUUCCGGCUUAAGUACGUUGCCCCACACUCCUCAGAAGCACUAGACAAAGCUGAUUGACAGCAGAGGACCAUGGAAGCACUCUGUUUCACUUUCCAGCUGUUCCCUGUAGUAAAGAGGCCAGAAACCCCUUGUUAAAAGCGAUGUGAUGUUUGUGUUAUCUGUAUUAGCCAUCUUUAUAAGAUUCUUGAGUUAGAGAUUGUGGAGAACCUGCCCUAAACUAAGGCAGAUUUAUUUCUUUCUUUGUUUUACCCUCAAAAGCUUUUCAGUGUAGUUUCAGUCAUUCAUGAAGGCAUAAGCAAAAGAACACUUGGGCUUCUGUGUGAAGAAUUAUUUCAUUUUAAUGGGACUGAAUAGGUUGGAUGCCAAGAGCAAUUUGUUGUAUGCUUCCAUCUUAUUUAUCCAUAUACGAUUAUAUUUCAACUGAAAUUCUCACAUUUCAGCCAAGAAUAGGAGGGAGGAGUUAUUGUGAAUCUUAACUUGAGUACUUAGUAGCCUCUACAUUUUGAAAUGGACACAUUUUAUAGAGGCCCAAGGAAGAGUUUCAGAAAUUUUUAUACUUGCUAUGAGCAGCUAAUGAGAGCUAAAAAAAAAUAUGUAUUUACUGUUUAUUUGAGAUUUUUUUUUUUUUUUUUGGAGACCAUUUUCUUUUCUGAUAGUUACAGAACACUUUUUUUUGGUAAGAAAUGCAUACACACUAUCUUUUUUUUUCUUUUUCAAUGUGUUUUGAAUGUAAACUGUAUUACUACACUAGUCAGAUAUACUGUGAACUGGUCUGAGUUGAACAUUAUACUUUGGUCAUUUGGUCAUUCUGUUUAUAUGCUGCUGAUUUGCUCUUGCUUUCUUUCAUUCAGACAUGAUGCACUACUAGUAUUGUUCUCAGAAGAAGCCUGUAUGUGUGAAAUUAUAUAUAUAUAUAUAUAUAUAUAUAUAUAUAUAUAUAUAUAUAUAUAUAUAUAUAUAUAUAUAAUGUGUGGGUGUGUAUGCCAGGUGUCUAAGUGCACUGAUGUAUAGCAGACUUUGCCAGCGGCUCACUGCCUCCAGUUCUGUGGAACCUACGCCGCCUUUGGCCACCAGGGGGUGCCGCUGCAUGCUGUUUGUGCAUGAGUUCAAGCUGAAUUUCACCAACAGCAGCAUGGAGGGUAAAAAAAAAAAACAAAAAAACAUGCAGCACAAAAAUAAGCAAGCGCACAUCACAUCUGAGCAGACAACGCUGUGCUUAUGGAGUAUUUCAAUUUCAAACAAGGUCAUUGGUCUGUAGAGCCUUUCUCAAGCCUUAUGAACAGAGACGUCACAAAGACUCUAUUGAGGACAUUGGACGCUGGGAGUGAGGAACAGAGAUCAGGUCUCUCAGUAGAGAGAAAACCCCUUUUGUUUUAUUUGUUACUUUUUGUGGAAAUAAGGGCAAACUCUAGAUGUUGAAAAUGACCCUGCUUGUUUAUUGAAAACGUUUUCUAAUUCCAGACGAUGUGGCAAUUGUUUGUGUCUAUGGCCACACAGCUUGGAACAUUUUGACUAUUCUUUCAAAACAGUCUUCGAUUGUGUAAGAGCGACUAUACAGUGUCUAGGUUAUUGUUUCUAAAAGAUUUCUGAAAAUUGCCAAAGGAGCAGCGAGAAACCCCUUUUGUAUGGAGAAAUUUGGCAUGUUUUGUACUGAUUCUGAUUUAAAAAAAAGUUUAAUUUUUUAUUUUGAUGUUCAGUAGAAACAAGACUAAGAAAUGGAGGCCUUUAACUUGUUACAGCACAUUCAGAAUUUACUAUAUGGCAAAUGCUUGGCCUGUUUGAGUUUUUAUGCCAGGCAUUGCCAUAGAUAAUCCUUUAAUUUCUUCUGCAUGUGCUGAAUUGUUGAGUCAUUCUGGCCCUAUUGCUGUACGGCUUGUCCAAAGCUGUUUGGAGUCUAUAGGCUGAACCCAGAAACCUGCCACUUGUAUUAGUUGAAUUUUUAGAAUCGUGAAGGUUUAAGAUGCUGUACUGUAUAAAAGAGUCUUUUUUUAUUUAGGCCUCAGAGUUUGUUUACAGUAUUUCAUAUGUAAAUGUUGAUUGAUAUGUACUGGAGAGGUGACAGUUUAUCUCUGAUCAUAUUUGCAUUUUAAGCAAAUUGAGCAUUUUCUCUGUCAAGUUAUUAGCAAUAAAUGUUCAAAAAAAAACCAAA